AUGCCUCUUGAUACUUCUACCUACUCCAUGGCGCUCCUGCGCGUCGAUGGCCGUCGCUGGAACGAGCUCCGACGGCUCCAUGCUCAGAUCCGGACCCAGGAAGCCGCCGAUGGCUCGAGCUACCUUGAGAUGGGACAUACAAAGGUCAUGUGCGUCGUGACGGGGCCGGCUGAGCCCCAGCGUCGUGGAGGUGCUGGUGGUCAGUCCAAGGAGGCUGCCGUCACCGUCAACCUCGUCGUCGCCGGCUUUAGCUCUGUCGACCGCAUGAAGCGGGGCCGCAACGACAAGCGAUCACAAGAACUUGAGGCUACCAUCGCCAAAGCCGUCUCAGCGAACCUUCACACCCAUCUCUUCCCCCACAGCUGCAUCACCAUCUCCCUACAUGUGCUGUCCCAGGACGGUUCCCUGCUGGCGGCGCUUCUGAAUGCGUCGACACUAGCACUCAUCGACGCGGGCAUUCCAAUGACUGACUACAUUGCUGCUUGCACCGCAGGCUCGACAUCCACAUACGCUGCCGCCGAUGACGGCGCAGACCCCUUACUCGAUCUCAAUACCCAAGAGGAGCAGGAGCUGCCUUACAUGACGGUGGGAACGCUGGGCCUCACGGAUCGUGUUGCAGUGUUGGUAUGUGAAAGUCGUGUUCAGGUCAGCCGGUUGGAAGGCAUGCUUGCCGUGGGUGUGGAUGGGUGCAAACAGGUGCGGCAGUUCAUGGACCGCGUCGUCAAGGAUAAGGGCCGACAGAUGAUCCAGGAGGGUGCGGUAGAGAAAGGUACAGGAUUGGAUCUGGAGAUGGAAUCAUGA
This is a messenger RNA of Colletotrichum orchidophilum, 801 nucleotides long. Its product is annotated as 3' exoribonuclease. Bases 1 to 801 code for a protein of 266 amino acids. Gene Ontology annotation, biological process: rRNA catabolic process; poly(A)-dependent snoRNA 3'-end processing; U4 snRNA 3'-end processing. Gene Ontology annotation, cellular component: nucleolus; cytoplasmic exosome (RNase complex); nuclear exosome (RNase complex). The transcript has 2 exons. NCBI's taxonomy places the organism in Eukaryota, Fungi, Ascomycota, Sordariomycetes, Glomerellales, Glomerellaceae. The record is from RefSeq and is a predicted model, not a curated record.